Messenger RNA from Symbiodinium sp. CCMP2592, 1482 nucleotides. NCBI's taxonomy places the organism in Eukaryota, Dinophyceae, Suessiales, Symbiodiniaceae. The record is from the annotation of a GenBank genome assembly.
AUGAAAGCUGCGUGGAAACGACUCAGCCAUGCAAUUACUGCCGAAAGCAUUGACGCGCUUACGUCUAGCCAGGCUUUCUACCAACGCAGCGUCUGGAGACAAAGACCAAACGGCGGCCAUUCGGAUACUGGAGGUGCAAAUGCUGCCUCGCCAUUCUGCAACCUUUUCCUGCUGGGCGGCAUCAUGCCGUGUUCAGCAGAGAGCCAGCAUUCCUGUUGCUUGCGCCGCGUGCAAGAAGCAUGCAUCCACGCGCUCGAACUCCUGGCUACAGACAUCCCGGCUCUGGAAGAGCCCACUCGACGUUGCCGAGAACAAGGCGGCGAUGCUCCACGCCGCUUGCUGGGUGAUUUCUUGAUCCAGUUUUCCGGCUCCCUUUCCGAAGAUCAGCUGCAGGCGAUUGAUGAGGUGUAUGCAGCAGACGCUUUGAGCAAGCCUCCCCCACUGGGCCUAGAUGCUCUGAAAGGGCUCUGGCUAGCAGCUUCGCCGUGCCAAGUUCUCGUCUGGCGCGGAGACAUUACCCAGCUGGCGGCGGACGUAAUUGUGAAUGCUGCCAACGAGGAAGGUUUGGGCUGCUUUCAGCCGACGCACCGCUGCAUCGACAACGUGCUGCACCGGGCGGCCGGCCCGAGGCUGCGAAGCGAAUGCCGUGUGGAGAUGCAGAAGCGCCAGGAAAAGCUCCUACCUGGCACGAUGCCACUCCUGACCAAAGCCUACCACCUGCCGGCAAAAGCUGUUCUGCACGUUACAGGGCCGCAGAUUUCACCGGGCUCGCGUCCUUCCAGUCUGUCGAGCGAAGAGCUGCGGCUGGCCUACACGAACUGUCUGGAUGCAGCACGUGAUGCUGGACUUACCAGUGUUGCGUUUUGCUGCAUUUCCACGGGCCUCUUUGGGUACCCUGCGCGCGAAGCUGCAGAAGUUGCACUGACAGCUGUGCACAGGUGGCUGCAGGCACCCGAAAACUUAGCCUCGCUCUCUUCCAUUGUGUUUGAUGCCGCCGGGAUUGCAGUUUCCUUUACGCAUGUCCUGCCCAGGUUUUCACUGAGCACGAUGAGCGGAUCUAUCACGAUCUUGGCCCACGAAUCUUUCAGCCCGCCGGCCCGAUCUGAGCUCGGGCAGGGCGUCAAGGUGAAGACGCUUCUGGUUUUCUCUCCCGGUUGCAUGUUCGGUCUGGAGCACAUCAUGUCGCAGAACCAGAGGCAUUCCGUCCGCUGCAGCAAAGCGGGACCAUGCUUGCUCUACGCCAGCAUCUUACAGUCUUACAUGGCGUGUUCUUGGUGUGCCUCACGUCUUGAACGAAGCGUCCCUCGCGAAGUGAGCUUGGGGUUAUCGGGGGGGGAGGGGGGGGGCAGAUUUUGGUGGGUUUUUUCGGCUAUCACCCACCUGGAGCUGGGAAAAUCGUCGUGGGCGAGUGUGGGUGUGGCUAUCGGGGACAGGUUGGUGUUUAAAUUGCGGAACGAGCGUUUAUGGAUUGAACAUGAUUGA